AUGGCAAACCAAACGUUGUCAUCCUACUUGCACGUGGUUCUCCACUCCUUCGUGUCGUUCAUAAAGGCGCACCCGUGUAUUUCCAUCCUUGCAUACCUGUUUCUUCGCGCUCUUCAUAAUCGUUAUGCCUCACCACUUCGCUCGUAUCCAGGACCUUUCCUCGCCUCCGUGACGCGGCUCUGGAAAGUCUUCUCAACAGUCCGCGGACGCACACAUCUUGACCACAUCGAUCUGCAUAGACGAUACGGUCCCAUUGUGCGUAUCGCGCCGCGUGAGAUAUCUCUUUCCUCCCCAGAAGCCGCACGAACCGUCCUCUCCGCCGGUAAGGGCUUCUAUAAGACGGACUUCUACUGGGUCUUCCCGCCGCCCGAGAACCCGGAUAUCUUCACCGAGAUACGCGAGGAUGUACACGCCGCCAAGAAGAGAGUGGCUAAUGUGCCAUACUCCAUGGCGGCCAUGAGGCAGCUGAGUCCCUUUAUCGACGACACGAUCGACCUCUUGGCGUCCAAGCUGGGCGAGUCCUGCGUCGACUAUCAAGGCCAGGGCCGAGUCGACCUGGGCGCGUGGCUGCACUACUUUGCCUUCGACGUCCUGGGGGAGGUCGCCUUCUCACGCGCAUUCGGCUUCCUGGCCACCGGCCACGAUGUGGAAGGGGCGAUCAGGACAAUCGACAACAGUCAGACGUACAACGGCAUCGUCGGGCAGGUCCCCGAGUGGGAUUACGUGCUGCGCAGGAACCCGCUGUGGAAGAUCAUCCCGUAUUUUGACCCGGGGAAUGCGUUGAUCACUAGAAUUGCCUCCGAAGAGCUCGGCAGGAGAAAGCCUUUUAAAGCGGAAGAGGAAAAGAGCGGCGGUGAUGGCAGGCGCGACCUGCUGGGGAGUUUGAUCAAGGGCCACUUGAAGGAAGGGAGCGGGUUUGGUGAGGGCGACGUGUUUGCAGUGGCGCACGGGGCCAUAUUCGCAGGUUCCGACUCGACUGCCUCGACCAUGCAGUCCUUUUUCCACUUCAUCCUGUCCGUGCCAAACGUUUACAACCGCCUCCUAGAUGAGAUGGAGCGUGCGAUCAAGGCGGGCCAGGUCCCUACCGAGGGCAAUGUCGAGUACCUGCAAUCCUUGGAGUUGUCGUAUUUCCAGGCAUGCCUCAAAGAGGCAAUGCGACUGCGUCCCGCGGUCGGUCUCAACAUUACGAGACAUGUUCCCGCCAGUGGCAUCGAACUCGACGGCAUCAAUUUUGCUGGUGGCACGCGCGUGGCGCUGAAUGCCUGGGUGCUGCAUCGAGAUGUUGAUGUUUUCGGGAAGGAUGCUAAUGAGUUCAGGCCGGAGAGAUGGCUUGAAGAUGAGGAGCAGGCCAAGAAAAUGGAGAGAUUCAUGUUCCAGGCAAGUCCUGCUCUUUUCUUUGCAUUUGGCGGCGGUGCACACGUCUGCAUCGGACGCAAUUUGGCUCUGCUCGAGAUUAACAAGGUAAUCCCGAGAUUGCUGAGGGACUUCAAGUUCGUACUUGUGCACCCUGGGAGAGAGCUCAAGGCUCAUGCAUCCUUCUUCGUCGUGCAAGAGGGCUUGGAUGUGUACAUUGAGCGGAACGAGUCCUCGGCUAAAUGGAAGAAUGCUUGA
This is a messenger RNA of Truncatella angustata, 1611 nucleotides long. RefSeq names its product cytochrome P450. The transcript has 3 exons. The record is from RefSeq and is a predicted model, not a curated record. Gene Ontology annotation, molecular function: iron ion binding; heme binding; monooxygenase activity. The coding region runs from base 1 to 1611 and encodes 536 amino acids. Lineage: Eukaryota; Fungi; Ascomycota; Sordariomycetes; Amphisphaeriales; Sporocadaceae.